AUGCUCCGCCUCGUCCUCUGCCUGGUGGUCAUCGGCCUGGGCACUGAAACCCACACGGCUGGCAUCCAGGGGCCUGACCGCCUCAUGAUCCGAAUGCGCUACCUCCUAGAUAUUGUUGGCCGCCUGCAAACUCUGGUGGACAAGCUGGGUCCUGCCACGCUGCCAGCCCCGCAGGAUGUCAAGAGGCACUGCGAACGGUCAGCUUUUUCAUGUUUCCAGAAGGAACAACUACGGCCAGUGAGUGCAGAAGAAAAUGAGACCAUUUCUUUACUGACUAAACAGCUGAGGAGAAAACUACCCCCGGCUCCCAAAAACACAGUGAGAAGACAGAGACACAGAGAAGCUUGCCCUUCCUGUGACUCCUACGAGAGGAAGCCGCCCAGAGAAUUCCUAGAGAGACUAAAAUCUCUCCUCCAAAAGGUGAUGGAUGCCACCUUCUCUGCUAACUCCAAGGCUCCCCCUAGAAGCGGCCACUGUCAGUUGUGGAUGCAGCAGUUGGAGUCUGCGCAGGGGCACGUGUCUGGUCUGAGGACACUCCGGUUUCCAGUGCCAAGGCCCGGCCCGUCCUGCCUGCAGCCUCCUACAGAGGAUGUGGGAGGCCGUCCUGAGAUUAUGUUCCUUUUCUUGCGUCUGUGCCUGCGUGUGGAAUUGCCACCGUAUGGCAACUUUGUUCAGUGUUUUGAGAACUGCCCACCUGUUUCUCCAAAACUGCUGUGGGACACUCCUCAGCACGUGCAAGAGUUCCAGCUGCUGCAGUUCCAGUCUGCCCCAUGGCUCAGUUCUCUGCUGUGA
Molecule: messenger RNA, 792 nt
Organism: Sorex araneus (European shrew)
Lineage: Eukaryota; Metazoa; Chordata; Mammalia; Eulipotyphla; Soricidae
Gene: IL21
Product: interleukin 21
Exons: 6
Coding region: 1-792 (263 amino acids)
Biological process (GO): positive regulation of natural killer cell mediated cytotoxicity; immune response
Cellular component (GO): extracellular region
Molecular function (GO): cytokine receptor binding
Source: RefSeq, a predicted model, not a curated record